AUGGCGCAGAACCUGUACAGUCCGCGAGUACGGAUGGGCAACUGGAACGAGGACAUCUACCUGGAGGAGGAGCUCAUGAAGGACUUUUUGGAGAAGAGAGAUAAGGGACAGCUUCUCAUUCAGAGAAAUAGGCGACUCAAAGAGAAUCUUUUGAGACCGAUGCAGCUUUCCAUAUCUGAGGAUGGGUACGUUCACUGUGGCGACAAAGUGAUGCUUGUGAAUUCCGACGACCCUGAGACAGAAGCCCAUCUGGUUUUGGGCGGGGACCUGAGCCUGUGCAUGACCCCAGAUGAAAUUCAAGCCCACCUGAGUGACGAGUUAGAGGUGCCCUGUGGCCUGAGCGCAGCUCAAACCAAGAUCCCAGUUGGCAGAAACACUUUUAUCAUUUUGAGUGAGGACAGGAAUGCCAUGGGUCAAGUCCUUAGAUAUGGACAGAACUUCUGCCUUGCGAUAACAGGAGGAUUUGAAGGCAAAAUGCUGUAUUUAUCAAGUGACCACAGGACCCUGCUGAAGUCGUCAAAGAGGUCUUGGCUUCAGGAGGUGUACCUGACAGAUGAAGUCUCCUACCUGAACUGCUGGCAGGCUGCCUUCCUCGACCCCCAGCUACGCCUGGAGUAUGAAGGCUACCCCGUUCCGGCAAAUGCAAAAGUUAUCAUCAAUCACUGUCACACGAAUCGGGGACUGGCAGCCCACCGGCACCUAUUCUUAAGUACCUAUUUUGGAAAGGAAGCUGAAGUGGCGGCUCACACACAUCUGGAUUCACACAGAGUUGAAAAGCCAAGGAACCAUUGGAUGUUGGUGACUGGGAAUCCCCGCAAAGACUUGUCCACCAUGUUGGACCUGCAUAAGCCACCGGCGGAGGACAGCCGAGCCCUGGAGCAGGCCACCCAAGCCCUGGAGCAGGCUGUGGACCCCGGGGUGCAGUGACCCCAGGUGCACCCGCUCAACGGUCAGCGGGGGCGGUCAGGACCUCUACCUGACUGGCCACACGAUCUUGCAAUGAUUUUUUGCCAAGUGCAAAAUAGUCUUUGAAACUGGCACAUUUGCCAUGGCAGCUAUGUGAUCAGAAAGUU
Messenger RNA from Nyctereutes procyonoides (raccoon dog), 1073 nucleotides. RefSeq names its product cilia and flagella associated protein 161 (gene CFAP161). The record is from RefSeq and is a predicted model, not a curated record. The transcript has 7 exons. Lineage: Eukaryota; Metazoa; Chordata; Mammalia; Carnivora; Canidae. Gene Ontology annotation, cellular component: motile cilium. The coding region runs from base 1 to 927 and encodes 308 amino acids. Gene Ontology annotation, biological process: cilium assembly.